AUGAAAUACAAUUUAGUUUUCAUCGCUGUUAUAUUGGCAUUUACUGCCUUCGCCUCAGCACAACUUUUACCAACUCUUCCAACCACACCUAGUGGUAUACCUACUAUUCCUACUGUUGUUACCACUUCCGAGGUCGCUUCCUCAGGAACUCCACCUAUAACACCUAUCCCUACUGCUGUCACUACCUCUACUGAUAUCCCUUCUGGAUCAUCAAGCCCAACUGGAACACCUUCAAGCAUCCCAACUGACCCAUCGACUGAUUCCUCUGAUACCCCCAGUGCCUCCAGUUCUCCAACUUCAGACAAUGGUGGUGAUAGUGAUGAUGAUAGUGAUAACGGUGCAGGAAAAACAGCAAACUUAAACGUUUUUGUUAUGAGUUUGAGUGCUGCAUUGAUUGCUGGAAUGUUAUUAGUUUAA
Diversispora eburnea is the source of this 417-nucleotide messenger RNA. Lineage: Eukaryota; Fungi; Glomeromycota; Glomeromycetes; Diversisporales; Diversisporaceae. The record is from the annotation of a GenBank genome assembly.